AUGCUUCCGUCUGUCUUUUUCUUUCUUUCUUUCUUUCUUUCUUUCUUUCUUUCUUUCUUUCUUUCUAUCUAUCUAUCUAUCUAUCUAUCUAUCUAUCUCCUUCCCGCUGUUCCUUUCUAUCUAUCUAUUCAUCUAUUAUCUUCCCUCUGUUCCUAUCUAUCUAUCUAUCUAUCUAUCUAUCUAUCUAUCUAUCUAUCUAUCUAUCUAUCUAUCGCCCCUUCUCUGUUCCUUUCUAUCUUUCUAUUUAUCUAUCCAUCUAUCUUCUUCCCUUUGACCCUAUCUAUCUAUCUAUCUAUCUAUCUAUCUAUCUAUCUAUCUAUCUAUCUAUGUUUAUCUCUUCAUGUUUAUCUCAUCCUAUUCAUAUCUAUCUAUCUAUCUAUCUAUCUAUCUAUCUAUCUAUCUAUCUAUCUAUCUCCUUCUCUACAAUUUUUCUUUUCAGUGUCUUUUUUAAAGAAUUCUUUCUCUCUUUUUCAUUCUUCAUUUUCAUUGUUUUUCCUUCUUUUCUGUUUCCUUCUUUUUACACUUUCUCUCUUUCUAAAUGUUAGAUAUUUCUUCUUUUUUAUCUUUGUUUUUCCACUUUCUCACGUGUAA
Messenger RNA from Acanthosepion pharaonis, 591 nucleotides. The record is from the annotation of a GenBank genome assembly. Lineage: Eukaryota; Metazoa; Mollusca; Cephalopoda; Sepiida; Sepiidae.